GCGAAUUUUGAUGGCCUAAAUUUUUUUCCAUUCCAUGGUGGAUCGAGUUCUGAUAGGUAGCAUUUCUUAGCACUUAAAGACAAUUUCUUUGUGCUUUUUGGACUGUUGAGAAUCUUGAGAUUCCCUCGUCAUAAUUCGGAAAUAAGAAGGAAACAACCAUAUAUAAUGCUCAUGAAUCUAAAGCCGGAAAAAACACAGACCCUACGCUUCAUCUCCAAAAUAAACCCUAUCACUGUCUGGUAGCGCGACCCCUUUAAUGGUUCAUGGAUGAUGAUUCUACUGACAUGUUGACGAGUCCAUAUUAAGAGGAAAAGAAAAAUAAAAUUCAAACAAGAAGUUUGUUGGUUGUCAAUGCAAAGGUGCAGGAUCAUAUCUCUGCAGUUGUGUUGCUGAAUUUGGUGUCAAAAAUUGGUUAAAAUGCUGAGAAUUCUUGCAAAGCUGCAAAUCUGCAAAUUGAUCAGAGAAUCUUGCAGGGUAUGGUGCUGGCUUGCUAUUUUUCAUCUCUCUUAACAUUGGGUCCAGACAUUGAUUCUACUGAUAUGUCAGAAAGCUUUCAUGAAGGCAAAAUGGAAGACCAAAUUCAAACAUCAAGUCUAUUGGAUAUUGAUGCAGAGCAACAGUGUCAUAGUUCUGAGGUUGAGUCACCAGAUGGGUUGCCAAAAAUAGGUAUGAAAUUUGAAUCAGAAGAUCAUGCAUACAGAUUCUAUAAUGCAUAUGCUGGAUUGGUAGGCUUUAGUGUUCGGAAAGAUUUUAAAAAUAGAAGCAAGAUAGAUGGCAGUGUGAUGUCACGAAGGUUUGUUUGUUUUAAACGGGGUUUUCGGCUUCCAGACAAACGGAAUCUGAAUGUGAAGAAACCCCACAAGGAGGUCAGAACAGGUUGCCUGGCACAAAUGACCAUAUCUCGUCAAUCUGAUGGGAGAUAUCGUGUAAUCCACUUUGAAGCAAAUCAUAAUCAUGAAGUUGUAGGCCCUGAAUAUGUUCAUGCAUUGCCAUCACAUAGAAAACUAACCGUUUCUCAAGCCAUCGAAGCUGACCUAGCGGACAGGUCUAGUAUUCAGAGGAAAUUAACCUUUAAGUUGAUGGGUAAAGAAGAUGGGAUUCGGGAAAAUGUUGCUCAUCUUCCAAUUGAUUUACAUGCUAGACGGACGAAAGAUAUGAAAAGGGGAGAGGCAGGAAGUUUGCUAUAUUAUUUUCAAAGUCAACAAACUGGAAACCCAAUGUUCUUCUAUGCUGUACAGCUUGAUAUGGAUGAGCAGAUAACAAACAUAUUUUGGGCGGACUCAAAGAUGAUGAUUGAUUAUAGUCAUUUUGGUGAUGUGGUUUAUUUUGACACAACCUACAGAACAAAUCAACUUUGUAGGCCAUUGGCAGCUUUUAUAGGAGUGAACCAUCACAAAGAAAUGGUAGUGUUCGGGGCUGCUCUUUUAUAUGAUGAGGCCCCUGAAUCUUUUCACUGGUUAUUCCAAACAUUCAUGCAGGCGAUGUCUGGAAGGAAACCAAAAACAAUUCUCACAGUUCAGGAUAUGGCAAUUGCAAAAGCAAUUGGGUUGGUAUUUCCUGCGACAUAUCAUCGUAUAUGCAUAUGGAAUAUGUGGCAAAAUGCAAUGCGACACCUAGGGCAUCUUCUAGAGGAUCAAGAUGAGUUUGGCAAAGAUUUCCGUAAUUGUAUAUGUGAACCUGUGAAGGAAGAAGAAUUUUUCCAGUCAUGGGAAGCUAUACUGGACAAAUAUAGUCUUCGGGGAAAUGCAUGGCUAGCAGACCUAUUCAAAGAAAAAGAGAAAUGGGCUAUGGUAUAUGGGAGACGAAUGUUUUGUGGCGACUUAAAGAGCACUUGGCUAAGUGAGGGUUUUAACAGUUGUUUGAGAAAAUAUUUGAAAUCUGAUGUAGACAUACUGCAGUUUUUCAACCAUUUUGAGAGGAUGGUGGUCGACUUGCGUGACAAAGAAUUGCAAUCUAAUAUCGUGAGCCAACGUGCCCCAAUGCUGGAAACAAGUGCAGUUGUGUUGAAGCACGCUUGGGACAUCUACUCUCCCGAAGUUUUUGAAAUUUUUCAAAAGGAAUUUGAAGACUCUUGUGAUCUUGUUAUUGACCAAUGCAAUGAGAAUGGACCAUUGUCUGAGUACAAGCUAAGUAGUUUUGGGAAACUUUGUCAGCAUACUGUUGCAUUCAACUCAUCAGAUGAAACGGUUGAGUGCAGCUGUAUGAAGUUUGAGUAUGCCGGAAUUCUCUGUAGCCAUGCUUUGAAGGUGCUUGGUGUUAGGAGUAUAAAAGUUGUUCCAGAAAAAUACAUUUUGAAAAGGUGGACAAAGGAUGCAAGGGUUGAAAAUAUAGAAAAUUUUGAUGGAUGCAUUACCAAAGAGGACCCCAAGUUGUUAAUGUUGAGCCGCUACAAAGACUUGACCCAAAAGGCUAUUAGACUGUCAACAUGGGCAGCUGACUCUGAGGAAGGGUAUCUCUUUCUGAAUAGAAUAUUCAAAGACAGCAUGCUUGGGUUGGAAAAGAUAUAUUCGAAAAAAUAUCAUGAAAUCAAUAAAAUUUGUACAGAUGCUUCCCAAAGUGAAGAUGAUGACAAUAUUGAAGAUGCAAACUAUGAUGGGAGAUCGGGACUAUAAUAAUUGAAUAAAAUUUGCAUAUUAGCCUUUGUCUUCUUCACUUAUGCUUAUGGUUCUCUCUCAUUUAAUGCCUGAUGACUGUCCAUUGUGAAUGAACAACAUCCCAAUAGUGCUCACAAUUCUUACAAAGUGAGAAAGGCUUCAGGGAUUUGAUUAGGUGGAUCUCACUGGACGUUUUCAUAAGGUGGAUCACUCUGGAGGCCAGCAAUUGGUCCUGUAAGUCUAGUCCCUUACACUGCAUCAUCGUAAUGCUGUUGCACUUAUCAUCAGGAUUGUACAGUUUUGCUUUCCUUCAUUACUGGAUAAAAACACUUGCUUUUAGGCUGACUUUUACUGUUGUAUUGCUGAUAAUAGACCAAUUCUAUGUUGGUCUUCAGAAUGGGAUGCACUGUACAUGGAUAUAAUCAACUGAUUUUAUUAGUGAUGGAAUGACUGCAGAAAUCAUUGGAAAAGAUUCAACAAUUUGACUUAA
Vitis vinifera (wine grape) is the source of this 3084-nucleotide messenger RNA. Its product is annotated as protein FAR1-RELATED SEQUENCE 5. The transcript is spliced from 4 exons. NCBI's taxonomy places the organism in Eukaryota, Viridiplantae, Streptophyta, Magnoliopsida, Vitales, Vitaceae. Bases 477 to 2612 code for a protein of 711 amino acids. Gene Ontology annotation, molecular function: zinc ion binding. Gene Ontology annotation, biological process: regulation of DNA-templated transcription. The record is from RefSeq and is a predicted model, not a curated record.